GGGUUAGACAAGCAGUAUGGCGGAAGAAGAGAGUGAAUUGGAGUUAGACACGUUUAAGAAAGGAUUGGACAGUUUGUUAAAGAGUAGUGCAACGGAUGAACGCGGACUCCAGAGCAAGACCUAUUGUGAACGAUUUUGCGAGCUGGUUGUGGAGCAGACAGGACGAUGGCAGGUGCCUCUUCCCCAGCUCCAGGUGUUGCGGAGUGCCCUGUGUUCUUUUGUACAGGGUGUGGAAUCUUUCCCCCCAGAAUGUGAGCAUGUGCAAUACACGCUGAGUAGCCUGGCCCUGAGUGUCUUUGAACUGCUGUUGUUUUUUGGAAAGGAAGAAUUUGUGGAGCAUCCGUUAAAAGACAUUCUAGACUCAUUUCAGGACUGCUACGCAUGCCUGGUAAGGCACCAUAAUGUUUACCUGCUGCAGGUUAGGCAUAUUAUUAAAGAUGGAGGUCCUUGGGCAAACCCCGUACUUCAGGCUAUUCUCAAGAAUUCAGAACUACCACAAAAGGAUGCGGACCGAUAUCUGAGCUCAGAAGUGUCUAUUUUCUUUGAGCUACGUGUACGUUACCUAGUAGCGUGUGAGAGACUUCCAGAGGCCAUUGCACUGGCGAAGAGAUGCAGCCAUCACUCUGUAGUAGGGAGGCAUCUCUACUUCAUGCAAGCCUACCUCACCUGCCUUUGGAGAGCUUCUUUCCAUGAAUGCUUCUACAAGGAGAUGGCAAAUAUUGAUGGGAAAGAUGCAGUAGAGAUGCUCUGCAUGAUGGAGAAUGAGGAGAAGGAUGACAUGGUUUUGACACUGAGUAAAGGCUUCCUUUCUCAGCAGCUUCAGAAUGGAGACAUGUACUACCUUUGGGAUUUGGUCUUCAUAUGGAGCAAACUGUACCUGCGAGUAAACCGCUUCAAGCAGGGCUUUCUGGAAGAAUGCAAACAAAUGAUUCUGUCAGUCACCAACAUAAAAGCAGUUUUUCCAUUUAUGAAGGUGAUUUUGGAAGAGCUGGGAAAAGAUGGCCUGGGGUUUUGUGUGGAGCUUUGUGCACGAGCCUUGCAGUCUGACCUAAAAAAUGAUCCAGUCACCAAGUCCAUCCUGUACAAGACCAUUGCACACCUUCUCCCUAAUGACCUUGAGUUCUGUAGGGCUUGUGCACUGCUGGUGUUCUUCCUGGAGCGAACCGUUGAGUCGUACAGGACUGUAUUCCUCCUAUACGCACACCCCGAUCAAGAGUACCAUGCAGACACCAGUCCUUUGGUGAACAAUGUGCGCUAUGAAGUUCUCCAGAUCCUUAAGAAAGGACUGUUAUUUGAUCCUGAGUUCUGGAGCCUUUUGAACAUUGAAACACACUGUCUGAGGCUAAUGAGCGAUAAGGUUGCUAAAGCCGCCUUGUGCGAUAUCAUGCAAAAGGACAAAUGGGCGCAAAGCUUCUGUAUGAAAGGCUUUUGUCACUGUCACACUGAUGACACAGCAAGGACUGUCGCUCAUGUAGAUAAGCCUACUAACAGAAAUGACCAAGAAGUGGAGUUGGUUGAAACACUGGUUACUCCUGCCUCAGGUGAAACAUCCUCUAAGCCUCCAGGCAAGAAGCGUGGCAGGAAACCAGGGUCAAAACUUGUGAAAUAUCCAGAUCCCUGUCCAGUCCGUCAGUCAUUAAGGCAAAUCGACGUGGCAAAAAAUCAUGCCAGGCAGCUUAAUAGCAGGUUUCAGAGAUUCCUGGCCCGACAGGCAGAGGGCACAACUCGCAGGGGUAGGAAACCACAGUGGCUUUUAGAGGAGUUGGCUGCUCAGGCAGAAAACAGUGUGCCUCAACAAGGCAAGAAACGAGGAAGGAAACCAAAGCAGUCAGAUGUUUUAAAGGAGAUUUUAGUUGAUGCACCAGUCAAUGAAAUCCCAUUGAAAUUUUCUUACCCUGAUAAUGAAGUUGAACUCUCUUCUGAGACUGAAGCCUCACUGUUUUCCACAGAGACCCCUCAAGUGACUGAAAGCAGCACUGUCAAAACCAAAACUGCACAUCAAGAGGUCUCAAAAUGGCCACCUAACAGUAGUAGUUCUCUUCUCAAGUUGCUAUCAGUAGAAACUUCGGCAUGUAAAAAGAAAGACUACAGAGUCGGGGAGGAAGUUGUUUUCACGGAGCAAGGCCUUUCUAUCAUUCAAAAAUUCCAUACAUAUUCAAGAGUGACUGAUUUAGAAGAAAUAACCAUUGGAAUAUUAUCCAGAAAUCAAGAGGUUAAGCCAGAUGCUAAUGAAUUCAAGAAAGAAAGACUGGUGCAAUCCACUGAAGGUACCACACAGACUGAUGCUACACAAAUCCCAGCUAUAAAUUUAGAGACCUCCACACCUGUCGAAGCUGCUUCUGGGCCAACAGAAGAAUUAAUUGUAGAACCAAAAGCUAAUCUUGCUGUAUUAUGUCCCCAAACUGUGAACACCAAAUGCCCAGAAAACACUGUCAGUCCUCCAGAAAAUGUUAAUGUUGAUCUUCCACCAGAAGCGACGAGUUUCACCGCAGCCGAUAUCAUUCCUGUACCUGGUUGCAUGCCAGCGAACACGACAACGGAGAACAUGAGAACUGAGGAUGCUCCUGCAGUUCUCACUGAAGUGACAAGUGUCCCUGAUGAUGCAGUGGCUGUUUUGAGUAAAUCUGAGGUUCCUGUGUCCUCUGAAAUUGUACACAAAGAUACCACAAUGUCUGAGUUGCCAGCAGGGCCACAAUCACCUGCUGAGGUGUUGCAGGAUACGCAUACAGAUGUUAAUAAUUGUCUCCCUGACCUCAUCUCAACAAGUGUUGGCAGUGAGCGGCUUUCGACAAAAUGCAGCCUUUGUAAUAAAGAAACCAAAUACCAGUACAUUCUGCGGCAUGCAAUGUGGCAUUACCGCACUGACAGAAAGUGUAUGUUCUGUCAUAAACGCUACACUCAUGGGCGUAGCCCAUCAGUCCAUUUUAAACUGCACAUUCAGGAGCUGAAAAAAUCCAAUGGACGGUUCAAAGAAAAUAUUUGCAAGAGUGUUACUGAACUACCUGAGACGGCCAAACAAAAACUGCUUAAACGUAUGAAUCGGUCAGUGCAGAAUAAGUUUAGAAACAUUAAAAUGAGGUUAAACAGUAGUUUAAAUGUUGCAGAUUUGCACAAGGAAAAGCAUGGUUCAGAGUCUCAAGUAAGACUGCGGACAAGGUUAGCUAAGAAUUCAGAACCCACAAAUACAUUGGAAGAAGAAGAAGAGGAGAAGGUUUGCAGGAAGAAACGACGAUUGAGGAGAGUUUUGGCACGGAAAUCUCAAUCCACAGAUGAGAACAAGAAGUUCAGGAUGAGACUUGCAAGGAAGAGAGCAAAGACUAUGCAGGUUCCAGAGGAAGAGGAUUCCAAUACCACAGGCAACUCUGCUAAUAGAUUAAAUGGAAUGAUCAGGAAAAGGAAAGUUAGAAAGGUGAAAAAAGAGGAAGAUGCCUCCGAUGAAAAGACAUUGUUAACAGAAGACAGCAGUCAGCAGAAAAUUGAGUUUAUUGAACAUGCAGAUAAGAAUGCGCCGGCUGAUGUUGUCAAGACUGAAUCUGAGAAUGUAGAGUUAACUAACCUUGAUGGCAAAGACAUAAUCGAGUCAGAAAUGAGAGGAAAUGAUUCAACGAUGCUGAACUCUGCAAAGAGGCUUCCACAAGGUGACCAUAAAAAGGAUGUAGUAGCUGUAAAGAAGAGAAAGAUAAUUCCAAAGGUUGUUUCUGAGAAACAAGAACACAAGGAGAAUGCUUCAGCAGCUAAGGAGAUCAAUACGAUAGGGCAGAAAAAAGGGACUCCGACUAAGCCUAAACAACGCUCCACAUUAUUCCAAGGAAAGAGAACGGGAGCAUCUACAGAGGUGAGAUGCCCUGUGGAGAUUUGUACCUUUAGUGCAAAGUCAAUCCUCGUCCUCUCCCAUGUGCUUUCGCACCACCACGGCGACAAGAAAGCGCUUGUAUUCUUUUUUAAUUUCGGAAAGGAAAAAUGUCUUUUCUGCAGCAGAAAGGUAUGUAAUGCCCAGCAUUUUUUUGACCAUGUGAUGUGCCACAGAGGUGAGCUGAAGCACCCAUGCUACCAUCAUGGCUGCAAGGAAAGGUUCCAAACACGCGUUGAGCUCAGCGAUCACAUGUUAGGCCAUCAUCCAUUGAGAGCAAUCUGCUGCUUCCCUGGUUGUCCUAUGCAAGUUGAUAGUAUUCUGCACCUGUAUAAACAUGAAAGAACACAUUAUAGACUCGAUGCAAAUUUGGAACAAAAUUUACUCCCUAUUAAAGUAGAACUAACUCAAGAUGGUACGGAGCGCAACAUGGAGCCAGCGACAGAUUCUUUAAAAAGUCAAUUAGUUCAUGACACUGUAAAGCACAAGGGUCCGGCAAAUCAAGAUGAUGAGGUUAAACAUUUGGUCUUAAAUAAGGGUGCAGUAAAUUACAGUAGCAAGAACAGUAGCCUUAUUAAUGGACAUAGCGAGAGUGACAAAGAAGUUCCAGACAAACCUUCCAAUACAGCCACUAAGAAGCAGGAACCACCAGUGUCAGGAAAACCUGCCACUAAACAAUUCAUUCGGCCUCCUCCAUCAGCGUAUCUGGAUGAGUCUUACCUUAGCAUGCCAAAGCGCUGGAAGGAACACCAGGUGGGCUCAAAGUUAUUGGGUACUGUGUCAAGCGGAGUCACAAACACUAACAGGCAGCGUUGCUCUCGAUGUUUUGAGUCUUUCAGCAGUGAGGAGGAGCUCCAAACACACAAGGAUAAAUGCACAUCCCUAUUUGGCUUUGAUUCAGAUGAUGAAAGUGCCUCCUGAGAAGCAAUGCGGUUUUACUGAGAAGACAUUAGAAGAAUCUAAAAGCUGCUGUAGGCAAUCAGGAGUUCUUUCACGUUUGCUUCUGUCACAUGAGACCCUGUGGCAAACUAUGUGGGAAAGAAACUCAUUCACUGUAGUCCAGUAUGACUGAUCUGCUGCUUGAUUUCAGAGCGAAGUUUGAGUGCCGUUUUCUCAUUGUAAAAGAUCUGUUCCUGAUAUCCUUUAGAAUCAUGACAUUUGGGAGUACAGGGUUUUUUAUUUGGACAAAAGCAAUGGUUAUCUGGUUUAUCAGCCAAACAGUAGCCAAACUGUAAAAUAUUUUAAACCGUUUGUUUUAUUUUUGAAAUUGUCAUCAGUUGACAUGGCUUUACUAACUUAAUUCUGCUUGUCUUUUCAAUUCCGGGUUAAGAGGUCAACAAGGGCCGUGACAUUAAGUGAGACCUUGUUUUUGUUGUUUGAUAAAACGGACAAUAUUGUGUCCAGUCUUGUGUUUCAAAGCAAUGUUUUUUUAUUGGCUCAGUUGUAUACCAGUGCUAUGUAAGCCACUUCAAGCCUGGAAAAUACUGCAAGCACACUUGAAGUAAGAUUUUUAUUUAUUAUUUUUAAAGACACGAUAUUGAAAAUUAUUAAUUGCAUACUUUGCAAAUGUCAUUUAUUUGCUUGCGCAUAAUUCAAUUGACACUUGGAACAGUCUUUCAGUGAAGAACUUUUACAUCAUUUGAAAACACCUAAUGAACUGUUGGCCUCCAACCACCCAUAAAUACUGGUCUCUACGCUCUCAAGAAUGCAGAUUCUCUAUGUUCCACCCGGCCUGUUUGAAUAUUGACAUUACAUAUUCCUAAAUGACUUUGGACUUAAAUCGUAAGGGGAGAAUUAAUUUGUCUCGGAACGAGGCAUGUUUGAAAUGGUUCUGUUGACAAACAGUCUAAUUUAUUACAUUUUGUUUUGUAUUUUAUGUAAAUGUAUAAAGUGUUUAAAUAGUAUAUGGUUGAAUUGGGUGGUUGGGUUUAUAUAUCGAGAACAUUUUUGUGCUGAUUAAUAAACAUUUGAACGGGAGUUAAGUUCUUUGAUAUGCUGUAAAUUGAUGUGGUUGUUAAUAUUACAUGCAGAGAAAAAAAUAGAAGCUGCAAAUUCAGGGCUCUGAAGUCUUACGCAUUCACCGUGAGACACGCAUUUCAGCCUGUACACGCCACACCUUGUAUUUUUCACGCUGAGAAGUAAGAGAGAACUCGUCCCGCUUUAUACAAUUAGUGGAAGAAGCAAGUGAAAUGUGAAGAUGAACAAAACGUGUCCGUUACAGCAUCACGUUCACGUCCGAUCACGGUGCAUCAAUGUUCCGUGUUCACAGCGCUGAGCAUCACAACCAAUCAUGGACAGCGCAUGAAAGUAAUGACCAAUCAGAAGUUUUAAUGUGUCAUCGGCGUAGAGUUUUGUUGCGGCUCGCUCGCAGAGAGCAGCAGAUAAGCUCAUUCAGACCCAUUUACUGUAUUAUAACGGUUAAUGAGUUUCAUGCAGUCCGUUUCAUCCUUUAUUAGAGAUUAUAAUUGAAGUUAAUGACUGUUUUUCGCUUGCUUUCUGUUUAGGUAUUCCCAGAUUAAAUAAAUAUUUCUUUUUAUUGCUGCUAAGAGACAACGUGAAGAUUACUAAUGCAAAAACUGCAAUGAAAUCACUCAUAAACAGUUUGUCUGCCUAACCUAUAUGACAUGCAAAGCGAUUUUAAUGUAUCAUCAUAUACCAAAAGAAUCAAUAUUUUUGUUUGUCUGUUUAAAUCGUGCAGUGCCUGUUUUUUAUAUCCUAUUUAUGUGAUCAUAUGCUCCUCUGACUCAAAGACACCAGUUCACUCAAAAAUGAAAAUUCUGUCAUCAUUUACUCACCCUCCAAACCUGUAUAAAUGUCUUUGUUCUGCUAAACACAAAUGAAUGUAUUUGGAAGAAUGUCAGUAACCAAACAGAUCUCAUCCCCCAUUUACUGCCAUAGUAGGGAAAAUAAAUACUAUGGGAAUCAAUGGGGAUGAGAUCUAUUUGUUUUUGUCUUUUUAUCAUUUAUGUUUAAAGUAUAACUUGCACUUUACAUUACAAUUAAAUUACAUUAAUCUUACAUUGUGUAAUAUUGGUGUAAAUAUGGCACAUUUGACCAGCAUUAAACAGAAAUAAACCAUGCAUGCUA
Messenger RNA from Triplophysa rosa, 6937 nucleotides. It is a transcript of the gene znf654, whose product is annotated as zinc finger protein 654. The coding region runs from base 17 to 4771 and encodes 1584 amino acids. The record is from RefSeq and is a predicted model, not a curated record. Gene Ontology annotation, molecular function: DNA binding; DNA-binding transcription factor activity, RNA polymerase II-specific. Gene Ontology annotation, biological process: regulation of transcription by RNA polymerase II. The transcript is spliced from 9 exons. Lineage: Eukaryota; Metazoa; Chordata; Actinopteri; Cypriniformes; Nemacheilidae. Gene Ontology annotation, cellular component: nucleus.